CAUUUCACUUUUCAGUAAUGAUGGCGCACUUGCGAAAGGUGUUUAGUUUACUGUAACUUUUAUUUUUAUGUGGUGCCGUGAAGUGAAAACUAAGUGAUUUUAAUGCCGUACCGUAGGCGCUUCACAGCCAAGAUGCCAGAUUUCGACGACGAAGUCACUGUCGUCGAUGUUUACGACCUGGCGUCGGAUAUUGGCAAGGAAUGCGAGAUAAUUAUCGAAAAAUACGGCCCUGACGCCGUUACAGCGCUUCUGCCUAAAGUGAUUAACGCGCUGGAGUUGUUGGAGAACCUAGCGGUGCGGAACGAGAAGGAGAACCAGGCGCUGCAGGAGCUCACGGCGAAGAUCUCGCAGUUGGAGAAUGAUAAGAUAGAGAAGGCAGAGUACAGGCAGCGCUUCGAGAAGGAAAUAGAAGCGAUCGAAGAGCAAUGGCGGACAGAAUCAGCGGAGCUGGUGACCGCUGUCGCUCGCCUUCAGGACGAGAACAAACGCUUACGGCGGACCAUCAACGCGCCAGCAGAUGGCUCGAGUGCCCCACCGUCGCCGGCGCGGGAGCACGACCAGGAGGUUCUGUCCAGGCUCAGCAGCACGGCGGAAAAGCAGCGCGCCACAUUACGUCACCAGGAGCUGCAGCUGCAGGAGAAACAACAGCUGAUUGACAGCUUGACGAAUCAAGUGGAGAAGUUGGCGCAGGUCAGCCGGGAUCUUCGGCGGAAACAUAAGCAGAUACAGAAUCAGCUACAGCCAAAUAAUUGUGAUCGGGGGGUAACACUAGUUGAAACAUUUAUGUCUCCUCAGAAACCAGAGAUGCGUUUAGUCUGCGAAGAGCGUUCAGAGCUGACAGCCAUAGUACAGUCACAACAGAGGGACAUCGCCGCGCUACAGCAGGAUAGCGCACAAAACAAGCAGAAGUGCCCGACAUGCGGCGUGGCGACCCCGGAGGGCGGUGACGAGGACUCGCAGUCCUCCCGGCCCACCUUCAGCGUGCGCGAGCUGCGCGCCAUCCUGCACGAGCGGAACGAGCUCAAGCUCAAGCUCAGCCGCGCGGAGGAACAGCUGCAUGCCCUGCAGCAUGAUCAGCAGCAUGACAGUGGUUCAGACACAUCUCCAUCAGUAAGCACGGCGGCGCCCGAAGAGGAGGAGGCUCCUGUCCAGGGGCCUCUCCCGGCAGAGCCUGACGACGCGCCGUGGAAGCGGAACAGCGGCAUCAGGAAGUUGUUCCGCCUGGCGCUGUCGUCGAGAAGCGAGGGGCGUCGCUCGCCGCCGCCGCGAAUCUCUUUCGGCCCUUGGUAUUGAAGAUGUGUUGCGUUAUCGUUUUCGCAAGCUCUUUGCUGAGUCUGAUCUCGCCGUGGGCGGGUUCCCGCGGCGGCCGCUGUCGUCCCUGUCGCGCGGCG
Trichoplusia ni (cabbage looper) is the source of this 1391-nucleotide messenger RNA. It is a transcript of the gene Rilpl, whose product is annotated as RILP-like protein homolog. The transcript is spliced from 10 exons. Gene Ontology annotation, biological process: cilium assembly. The record is from RefSeq and is a predicted model, not a curated record. The coding region runs from base 103 to 1293 and encodes 396 amino acids. Lineage: Eukaryota; Metazoa; Arthropoda; Insecta; Lepidoptera; Noctuidae. Gene Ontology annotation, cellular component: cytoplasm; ciliary basal body. Gene Ontology annotation, molecular function: protein dimerization activity.